AGAUGAAAAGAUGCGCCUGCAGCUGGUGAAGAAUAUUCAUCAUCAUCAGGUAAUCCUCAGAUCUGUCCUCCUGUUGCAGAACAUAAUGACCGUGUCAAUCUUUAUCCUUCUUUUCGUUAACAUGGUGGAUUUGUGUACCUGCAUAUUCGUUGGUGCUGUGCUGUUGCAGAGAGACGGGAACGUGACAAAGGCGUUGAAGCCACUAUCGACAGUACCACCUCUCCUCUACGAAACUGGCCUGUUCUGUAUCUUUGGUCAGAUCUUAACUGAUCAGAGCGAGAAGUUGGCUGACUCCGCAUUCAGCUGUGGAUGGGUCGACUGCGACGAUCGAUUCAAGCGGGAUUUGCUGUUUCUUCUCAUGUCUGCCAGGAAGCCUCUGGAAAUCACGGUGGGAAAGAUGAGCAAGUUGUCUAAACAGAUGUUUGUGCAGGUGCUGAAUGGAUCUUAUGGACUGCUGAAUUUGUUGUAUCAUUUUCAAAGCAUACAGUAAAAUGAAACUACAUGUAAUUUUGAAGCUUAUAUCUCACUUUAUUUACCUACUAUAGAAUUUUU
This is a messenger RNA of Schistocerca cancellata (South American locust), 552 nucleotides long. RefSeq names its product odorant receptor 2a-like. Gene Ontology annotation, molecular function: olfactory receptor activity; odorant binding. Gene Ontology annotation, biological process: detection of chemical stimulus involved in sensory perception of smell; sensory perception of smell. The record is from RefSeq and is a predicted model, not a curated record. The transcript is spliced from 5 exons. Gene Ontology annotation, cellular component: plasma membrane. Lineage: Eukaryota; Metazoa; Arthropoda; Insecta; Orthoptera; Acrididae. Bases 11 to 490 code for a protein of 159 amino acids.